Messenger RNA from Ceratitis capitata (Mediterranean fruit fly), 6939 nucleotides. It is a transcript of the gene DNApol-theta, whose product is annotated as DNA polymerase theta. The record is from RefSeq and is a predicted model, not a curated record. Lineage: Eukaryota; Metazoa; Arthropoda; Insecta; Diptera; Tephritidae. Gene Ontology annotation, biological process: DNA-templated DNA replication; double-strand break repair via alternative nonhomologous end joining. Bases 118 to 6807 code for a protein of 2229 amino acids. Gene Ontology annotation, molecular function: DNA binding; ATP binding; DNA-directed DNA polymerase activity. The transcript is spliced from 16 exons.
AAUCUAGAGUAAUGUGAAUAAAGCAGUGCAAGGCGCCCAUUCAAUUUAAAAUUUGUUUACUUGAGUUGUUUCUUUGUCAGCUGCCAGUGAUAAGAGGUAAAUAUAAGUAUCAUUUGGAUGGCAUUUUCCCAAUCGCUGGACAUUGGCCACAGCACUUUGCUUAAUCUAGAUAGCCAAGCGCGACAUGCCAUUGAUAACGAAUUCGUGCCACAAGCAGACCAAGAUGCUAUCGAAGUGAUACAGGAAUCGCCUGAUCACGGGCAGCGUUCUAAAAUAUGUGGACAUGGAAAUGGUAUGUCCAUAUUCGGCAGAUCACGCACUCAACGACAGUUGUCCCGAUUUAAUGGCAGUAAUGCCUCUUCCAUCAAAAUUCCCGUGGACGUAGAGGAAAAAAAGCGAAGACGCCUGCGUAAAAGUAAAUCGGAUUCCACUCUACCCAAAGAGGGAUUAUUAAAUGGAAUGUUAAAAUCUGAAAACUACACGGAUUUGUUUCACAGCGGUUUUACCUUUUCAAUAGAAGAUCAACAAAAGAGCAAUUUUGGUGGAGAUGGUUCAGAUUUGCGUGUAUCGCAAAUAGAAGCAGCAUUUCAGAUGAUAACAGAAGAAAAAGUACAUAACACAGCUAAUGAUAAUGAUAGUUAUGUCGAAGUUGGCAAUGGACGCCCUGAUGAUUUAGAUGUUGCAGUUUUCUCCGAGGACUUCAAAGAAAUUAUAGAUAAUAUGCAUAGCUUACAGGAUAAAGAAGUUGGGAAGAAUAACUCAGAAGCUAUAACUGAAACUGCCAAUUGUAAGAUAAACGUGGCUGAGAAACAUAAAGCUGAAGAAGAGGAAUUAUAUGGAGAACAAUUUGAUCAAAGUCGAUUCAUUUGUAGUGCAUCACUGAAUUCUGAAGCAAAACAACAAAUAGAAAAAGAACUUCAAAUUAGUCGAACAGAAGCAGUGAACGUUGAGGAAGUUUUAAAGACAAUCCCACUUAAAAAUGAUCACAAUGCCUCCCACGCUACGAAAAAUCGUAGACUCUCAUUCAGUGUAAAGUCUCCAAUUAAAAAGUUAAACGAAAAUAAAGAUUGCGACUUAGAAUCACUAAAGCGAAUUAACGCCUGGAAUCUGCCACAUAGUGUAUUGCAGGAAUACGAAAAGAAAGGUGUCGUUAAAAUGUUUGAUUGGCAAAUACAAUGCCUCAGCAAUCCGAAGGUUAUUUUCGAGCAUUGCAAUCUCGUCUACUCGGCACCCACUUCAGCUGGUAAAUCAUUGGUUAGUGAGAUUUUGCUAUUGAAAACUGUGUUGGAGCGUAACAAGAAGGUUCUAUUUAUACUGCCUUUCGUUUCUGUAGUUCGAGAAAAGAUGUUUUAUUUACAAGACUUGUUAACCGUAGCUGGUUAUCGUGUUGAGGGCUUCUAUGGAGGUUACACGCCUCCUGGUGGUUUCGACAGUAUACACGUCGCCAUUUGUACCAUAGAGAAGGCCAACUCGAUAAUAAACAAAUUACUAGAGCAAGGUAAACUCGCAGACAUUGGCACUUUGGUGGUCGAUGAAGUGCAUUUAAUCUCAGAUCCCGGUCGUGGGUACAUACUCGAACUUCUAAUUGCCAAAGUGUUAUACAUGUCACGCAAGUACGGCUUACAAAUGCAAAUUGUUACCAUGUCUGCGACAUUAGCCAAUGUUGAACUGCUUAAACGCUGGCUGGAUGCUGAACUUUUUAUUACCGACUUUCGACCAGUGGCACUGCAGGAGAUGAUUAAAAUUGGUAACACGAUAUACGAUAGUAAAAUGCGUCCCUUGCGUGAUGUUACUCAACCCUUACAAGGUGAAAAAUAUCCUUUUCCUGCAAUACAGAAUGACAAUGAUCAUGUAGCGCAGCUAUGUAUUGAAACAUUACUAGAAGGUUGCUCGGUGAUUGUGUUUUGCCCCUCCAAGGAUUGGUGUGAAAAUUUAGCUACCCAGUUGUCAAACGGCAUAAAAACAGUAAUGCUAAAAGAGGACUAUUGGGGUAAGCGUUUACGUGCCCAAAUAAAAAGUGAAGCUAUUGAGGAAGUGAAAAAGCAGCUGCGAGACAUACCCACAGGUCUCGACGCGGUGCUCGAAAAAAUGAUAACAUUUGGUUGCGCCUUUCAUCACGCUGGACUAACAAGCGAAGAGCGCGACAUUAUCGAAGGCAGUUUUAAGUCAUGUGUUUUAAAAAUAAUAGUGGCGACCAGUACGCUUAGCUCUGGCGUUAAUCUACCAGCACGACGUGUACUGAUACGUACUCCGCUCUUUGGCGGCAAACAAAUGAGCUCACUUACUUACCGGCAGAUGAUCGGACGCGCAGGUCGCACGGGCAAGGAUACCUUGGGUGAGUCCAUUUUAAUUUGCACGCCAGCCAAUGCACGUACUGGGCAAGACUUGGUUCAAGCCGAUUUGAAGCCAAUCUACUCUUGCCUGGAGCAAGAAAGUAGUACACAUCUUAAACGCGCAUUGCUCGAGGUUAUUUCAUCCGGUGUGGCAAUAACUAAGGACGACAUCGACAACUUCGUCAACUGCACUCUUUUAAGCGCAGAAAAACAGCUCAACGAGCAAGGAAAGGAUAAUAGUGAUGGUGGUGAUGAGCUGUUCAUAACCGACGCCUUGGAUUUUCUAAAGGAAUAUGAAUUUGUGCGGCUGCAAGUUGACAGCGAUACAAAAAGAGAGAGCUAUGUUGCGACCCGUUUAGGCCAAGCAUGUUUAGCUGCCUCCAUGCCGCCCACAGACGGCCUCAUUCUCUUCGCUGAGCUGCAGAAAUCUCGUCGCUGCUUUGUGCUUGAAUCGGAACUUCACGCUGUAUACUUGGUCACGCCCUAUUCGGUAUGCUACCAACUGCAGGACCUGGAUUGGUUGCUCUUUCUCGAUAUGUGGGAAAAGCUAACGCCAGCUAUGAAAAAGGUCGGAGAAUUGGUUGGUGUGAAGGAGUCUUUUCUGGUGCGCGCUAUGCGUGGACAGUCGAAAUUGGACUACAAACUCAUGCAAAUACACAAGAGAUUCUACACCGCACUGGCGCUGCAAGAGCUCGUCAAUGAGGUGCCAAUCAAUAUCGUUGCAGCCAAAUAUAAAUGCACACGCGGCAUGCUGCAGAGCCUACAGCAGAUGUCGUCCACUUUUGCAGGCAUUGUCACCGCUUUUUGCAACUCACUGCAGUGGCCCACCUUAUCCUUGGUUGUUGCUCAAUUUAAGGAACGUCUCUUUUUUGGAAUACAUCGGGACUUGAUUGAUUUGAUGCGCCUGCCAGAUCUCAACCACAAACGGGCCCGCGCACUUUUUGAUGCGGGCAUAACCGGCCUUGUUGAGCUGGCAAAUGCUGAUGUUCUCGACGUAGAAAAAGUUUUAUAUAAUGCACUGAGCUUCGAUUCAGCCAAACAGCAUGAUAAUGAAGCAGACUAUGAAACAGCACAGCGCAAUCAAGCUCGAGAAUUUUUCAUAACUGGAAAACUAGGUUUGACGGUAGCAGAAGGUGCAAAGUUAUUGGUGGAAGAGGCACGUACAUUCGUGCAGUAUGAAAUUGGCGUUGGUGCAAUCAAGUGGACGCAAGAAGAUGCAACUAGCAGGGGCUCUAUGGACAGCUUACAUAUUUCUUGUGAAGAGAACGCCAAGGAGCAUGGAGUCAAGCGCAAAAGUACUGAGAUUUAUGCCAAAGGCGUUUCUGAGGUGACGCAGCCAAAAGUGGGAAGAGUGGGGAUGGACGUUGAACGGGAUUUAAAUGACGAAAAGCCGUCGACAAGUAAAGAAGCUUUUCGUGAUUUGAGACAACGACAGACUAAAGAAACAGAAAAUAAGGAAAAGGUUCUGAAAGAGCAAAACAAGCAGCUCGUUCUGAAGUCUGCUUCAAUAGUAAUCUCUAGCAAGCGGUCUUCUUCCGAGUUGGGUAAAAUAAUACCUAAAACAAACGAAGAGGUUAAUACGAAAGCAAAGGAAGUAACAGAUGGAACAGUUGCUCAGAUCCAAAACGGUUUAUUUGUCCCGCCACAUAUUGCCAAAAAAUCCAAUGCAGGAUAUAAUAAAGAGAAUACCAAGGCUGGAGCCGAGCCCAAAGAACUCGUACCUGAAGAAAAACGAGAAAUUUUACAAGCUGUUAAGACUAAUAAAUCAAAACCACUUGAAAAUGUGGCUAAAAAUGAAGCGCAGAAGUCUUUGGGAGCCUACCCUAAAGUUGUAAAACCGAAAGAAAUCGCGCAGACAGUAAACACUGCACCACAUGCAUUACGCAAAUCUACCGAAAAGUCAAAAGGUACAAAGUCUGAUUCAAAUUUUACAUCCAAUGGGCGAAACAGUGGCAAAAGCAAUACGCCAAAAUCCGCUGCAACUUCGAAAAAUAGCCCACAAACAGUGCAACUACAAACUGUACCACGGCGUAGCCCGCGUAACCAUCAACUCCUCUCCAAUAACCAUACCCGCACACCGCCAGCUACGACUGCAUCUAAGGCUGCCAAUAAUAAAACGCGACACCUUGACGAAUCACUCUUCUUAGCCGAGGACUCCUUCGAGCUAAAUACUGGCAUUAAAAAUGUGCUUGAUGCAGCAAAUCAAUUAAAUGGCAACGCGCCGCUGGCAUCACCCGCACCUGGCAAGUCAAAGGCCGACGAUGAAAUUCCAGAGUCACAGGAAAUUGUGCAAACAGUGGCCAAUUCUCCUGUGCCGGCGAAACACUCAGUACAUGCCUCACGACUGCUUCGCACAACACAACGGUUGAAAGCGCACAAAAGUAGGGUAACAAAAGACCAGAACAAUGAGUCGAACCCCUCAAGCUCGAUAGAAGUCUCAGAUUUAUCACUCGAGAAUUCGUUGCUCAAAAACCCUUUACAAUUGAAUGCGUCACACAUUUUAAAUUGCUCGAAGGUGGACACCGCCUCCACUAAUUUUAAACGCCUCGAGGUGGUUGAUAUCUGUGGCGAUCAGAAACUUUUCAACGCUGCGCUGCGCGAACUCAUGGAAGUCAAACGCUUUGGCUUCUGUGUUGGCUUGCAGCAGCAAGAAAAUAAGCGUAAACCGCUGAUCGGUGGCAAUUUGCUCCUAAAUCAGUGCGCAGAUGACGCCACGGAGGCUAAAGACUUUCAAAUCGAUGAUAACACAUUUCUGGCUGGCUGUGCUUUCGGCGUCGCGGACAAUAUAGUCUAUUAUAUGAAUAUGCAGGCGGAAGGCACGUGCAAGGAAGUGUCGGCGGAAAUGAAAUGCAAAUUCUUGCGUUCACUGUUGACCUCAAGCAAAUGUACCUUGCUGUGUGUGGAUGCAAAAGAGCAGCUGAAGGUCUUAAGUCGGGUGUUGGGUGAACAAAGCGAACUGAGGGUUCAGUUGGAGGAUCCCAAGGAGGCCAAUUGGCUGUUGCAACCGGACAAGUUCAUGAGUUUUCAACAGAUGACGCAGCAACUAGCGCCGGAAUGCACAGCGCUUACGAGCCUCUGCGGCAAUGGUCGUGGUUACGGUAGUCAUGGUCUAGAUACGGCUAGCGCCAUUUUGGCUAAGGUGAGAUGCUCAGUCGAGGCAUGUGUUACGGUGCACAUACUGAAAACCCAAAUAGAAAACCUGGAGCGUAUCGGUACCGGGCAGCUGUACAAAUUCUUCAAAGAACUCCAAAUGCCUCUGCAGAAUUCCCUUUGCAAUAUGGAGCUCAUCGGAUUUCCAGCAAAUGAAACGGCUUUGCGCAAGAUCUUCCAACAGAUGGUGGAAACGAUGAAAAAACUGGAGCUAAAAAUUUACGAAAUGCAUGGUGGCAAAUUCAACUUGGGCUCCUCAAGUGCUGUAGCGAAGGUGCUCGGUCUGCAUCGCAAAGCCAGCGGCCGCAUUAGUACUUCGCGACAAAUUCUGGAAAAAAUCGAUUCGCCCAUUUCCCAAGCAAUUAUUUCCUAUCGCAAAUUGAGCGCCACUUUGGCCAAAAAUAUUCAACCGCUUUUGAAAUGCGUGCGAAAAGACAGAAUACAUGGUCAAAGCAUCACCUACACACAAACGGGACGGAUUUCGAUGACCGAGCCAAAUUUGCAAAAUGUCGCCAAGGAUUUUGUGAUCGACUUUGGCGGUGUUGAAAAUGUUGUUAUAUCCUGUCGCAGCGCAUUUUUUCCAACGGAGAGUGGCCGCUGCUUGCUGUCAUCCGAUUUUUGUCAGCUUGAAAUGCGCAUACUUGCGCAUCUCUCACAGGAUCCGGCGUUGCUGAAAGUGAUGAAUACCGAGCGUGACAUUUUCACAGCAAUAGCAGCGCGUUGGCACAAGCUGGCAGAGAGUGAUGUUUCUCAGCAGUUGCGCGAUGGAACCAAACAAAUUUGUUAUGGCAUAGUUUAUGGCAUGGGAAUGCACAGUUUGGCUGACGCCUUAAAAUGCACCGAACAGGAAGCGAGCUCACUCUCGCAACAAUUUCACUUGGCGUAUCCUGGUAUAAGAGCAUAUACCGAUAAGGUAGUAAAAUUCGCACGCAACAAUGGUUAUAUCGAAACCAUCACCGGCCGUCGACGAUACCUGGAGCACAUAAAUAGUGGCGAGCCGCAGCAGAAAAAACAAGCUGAACGCCAAGCCAUCAAUUCGACAAUUCAAGGCUCUGCCGCCGACAUAGCCAAGAAUGCGAUUUUGCGCAUGGAGAAAAACAUCGAAAAGUAUCGUGAUAAAUUGGGCAUAACAAAGGCGAACGCCGUUCGCUUCGUCUUGCAUAUACAUGACGAAUUGGUGUUCGAAGUGCCCACAGAUAGAGCAAGGAAAGUUGCCAAAAUCUUGAGCCUAACUAUGGAGAAUUGUGUUAAGCUUAGUGUGCCACUUAAAGUGAAACUCAAAAUGGGCGAGAGUUGGGCUGAAUUGCAAGAAAUUAAGUUAUAACUUUGCAGUUAGUACAAGAUGUUGAUAUUUUAAAAAUUAUUUAAAUUAAUUAUUCACACAUUAAGACAUUACACAAUAUUUAUACAUUUUCAAUUGUAAUUUAUUCAAUAAACGCUCUACAAUAAUUGUAAA